Molecule: messenger RNA, 1810 nt
Organism: Beta vulgaris subsp. vulgaris (sugar beet)
Lineage: Eukaryota; Viridiplantae; Streptophyta; Magnoliopsida; Caryophyllales; Amaranthaceae
Product: endoglucanase 1
Exons: 7
Coding region: 108-1598 (496 amino acids)
Biological process (GO): carbohydrate metabolic process
Molecular function (GO): hydrolase activity, hydrolyzing O-glycosyl compounds
Source: RefSeq, a predicted model, not a curated record
UCUCCUUAUUACCCACUAUAAAAACCUCAACACUACUAAUCUUUAAAUUCAUAACUCUGAUUUCUCACAUCUCUUGCAAACCACUCCUUAGAAAAUAACCUUAAGUAAUGCAAAUGGCUAGAAUAUUCUCCUUAAUCAUGCUUAUCUUUUGCGUCAUAGUAUGUUGCCUUAGUGUAACUUCUAGAGCAUUCACCUCUCGAGAUUACUACGAUGCCCUCGAAAAAUCGAUACUCUUUUUCGAGGGACAACGUUCAGGGAGACUGCCUAGAGACCAGAGGCUAACUUGGAGAAGUGACUCCGGGUUGUCCGAUGGUGCUUCCUACCAUGUGGACUUAGUAGGUGGUUACUAUGAUGCAGGAGACAAUGUCAAGUUUGGCUUGCCGAUGGCCUUCACUACGACAAUGUUGGCAUGGAGUGUCAUUGAGUUUGGCAGUUCAAUGCAUGACCAGGUUUCUAACGCUAAGGCUGCCGUCCGCUGGGGCGCUGAUUAUCUUCUCAAGGCAGCAGCCACCCCUGGCACCUUAUAUGUUCAAGUGGGAGAUCCUAACCAGGACCAUAAGUGCUGGGAAAGGCCAGAGGAUAUGGAUACGCCACGCAACGUAUACAAGGUGUCCACACAGAAUCCAGGAUCAGAUGUUGCAGCAGAAACAGCAGCCGCCCUGGCAGCAGCUUCAAUAGUUUUCAAGAGUUCAGAUCCUUCUUACUCCAGUAAACUACUCCACACAGCUAUUCAGGUAUUUGAGUUGGCAGACAAGUACAGAGGUUCUUACAGCGAUUCUCUGAAUUCUGUCGUCUGCCCAUUUUACUGCUCCUACUCUGGAUAUCAUGAUGAGCUACUGUGGGGAGCAGCAUGGAUUCACAAAGCUUCUGGCGACUCCUCAUACUUGUCAUACAUUCAUUCCAACGGUCACAUUUUGGGUGCCGAUGAAGAUGAUUUCUCCUUCAGUUGGGAUGAUAAGAAGGCUGGCACUAAAGUCCUUCUUGCCAAGGCUUUUCUGGAGGAAAGAGUGGAGGAAUUUCAAGUGUACAAGGCACAUGCAGAUAGCUUUAUAUGCUCAUUCAUUCCAGGAGCUAAUGAUUAUCAAGCCCAGUAUACCCCAGGUGGGCUCUUGUUCAAACAAAGUGACAGCAAUCUUCAAUAUGUCACUACAACAUCUUUUCUCUUAUUAACAUAUGCCAAGUACCUUGGUUCAAAUGGAGACAUAACCUCAUGUGGUUCCUCAAUAAUCACAGCUAAUAAGCUCAUCUCCCUCGCCAAGCAACAAGUUGACUACAUUUUGGGUGACAAUCCAGAAAAAAUGUCUUACAUGGUAGGAUUCGGGAACAAAUACCCGAUGCAUGUUCAUCAUAGAGGUUCAUCACUCCCAUCCGUACACGCACACCCUAGUCGUAUUGGUUGCAAUGACGGGUUCCAAUACCUCAACUCCGGAUCACCCAAUCCAAAUGUCCUUGUCGGAGCUAUAUUGGGUGGCCCGGAUUUUAGUGACAGUUUUACAGACGACAGAAACAACUAUAGGCAGUCUGAGCCGGCUACCUAUAUUAAUGCACCUUUUGUUGGUGCUGCUGCUUUUUUCUCAGCACAGAAUGGAAGAUACUAAUAUUAGCAUAGCCAAUAUAAGAUUGAAACUAGCUCAGGAGUCAUUAUGUAUUGAUGAACAAGGACGACCAUCCGAAUCAAAACCAAGAAAAUUGGUCAUUCUUCCGGUUAACACUAAAUAGUUUAUAUAGAAUCAAUGUUUACAGAUACUUUGUGUUCUUUCUAGUUGUUUUCCACAGUUUCCGAUCCAAAAUUCAACCAUAUUUAACUACA